UUUUCUUUUAGCCAAAAUAUAACCAAAAUUAUUUCGACUGACUUAUUUGGACUCCACAAGUUGUGUGCUUUAUUUUGGGUGUUCAUCAAAUGGAGGAUAAUUCCCAAGAGCAGCUGGAAGAGUCUUCAGCGAAGACGGAGACUUCAAAGAUGAUAAAUGAGUUAAAGACUGCUCCUGGAUAUAAAUCAAGAGGUCAUGGAGUCAGGGGGCGAGGCCGAGGCAACCACAUGGGACGAGGACGAGAAGGACGUGAAACAAUGAUGAAUGUUUUUGGGCCACAAGGUCGAGGAAGGGCCAGGAAUCGUAAUGGGUUCAUGAAUGGAUUCGGACCAAUUAGGAGGGGAAGAGGUAGAUCACUACCAUAUAUGAAUAUACAGGGAAGAAAACUAGGAAGAGCUGAUGCUAUGGGCAUGUUUAGUGGACCACCUUCACUUCCUUCUUCUCCUCCUCUUCCUCCUCGUUUUCUUCCUCCACCUCUACCCAUGCAUCUAAGGGGACCUCACCCACCUAUGCACAGGCAUGGUCCACCUCCACCACCUCCACCACCCCCACCUGGGCAUUCUCCUUUCAGAGGGUUUCCUCGACGUCCACGAGGACGAGGCAUGAUGCCCGUCGGCUCCCAUCGCCCUUUUUACCCACGUGGGUAAGAACACUCUUUUCUUUUUCUCAUUUUGAAUCAUCUUUUCCUCCUUUUUUCUUCCUGCCCUUUCGCACUAAUUUGGCUCUACGUCUUUCUAAAUGUAACAUUUUGAUGUGCUCCAAAAAGUACAAUGCAGCAAUGGCAUUUAAAGUAAACUGCUUUUGUUUGCAUUCAGAGCAACACAUGAAACUGUUCUAGCUGCCAUGAAGAAUAAUAAUAGUUAUAAUAGUAAUAAUAAGAAGAAAUAUAAUAAUGCAUGAAUUCAAAUUCUUUUUUAAUACAGCAGGGGCCCUUUUUUGUAACCAGGUGUCAAGAAACCAAAUGAAUAAUUUUAUCCUUUCAUGCAGCUACCUCAAUGGACCACCUCCUCUUCCUCCUCCCUAUCUGCCUCCUGGCAGAGGUCAGCGUUGGCCGGGGCCCCCUGCUGGCUGGAGGUUUUAAAGCAGCUUAGACUUAUUGCGAAAAAAAAGCAGUUCUGAACAUUACCGCCAGAAUGUAACUACUAGAAAAGUUUUAGAAAAUACCAGAACACUAAAAUACUAGAAAAUUAAAGCUAAUCCAGUCCCUGAUCAACACACUCCGUUUUUUUUCAGAGUAUUAAAAGUAACCCGUGGCUUGUGUUUUAAUUUUUUUUAUUGUAUAAAUGAGCAUUUAGUUUGCGUGGUGCUAACCUUGUAAGCCUUAAUCGCUUUUUUUAAGUAAAAAAAAAAAGUUAAGUACAUUUAAAGAAAUGAGAGAGAAACCUAUUAGCCCUAAUGUAAAGGUAGCUUCAUUUUCAAGACUCCUUGGGCUUUACAGACAUAUCCUUUUGUUUAAUGUAUAUAGUUUCUUUUAAUACUACACAGUAUUAUGAAAGUUGUACAGUAUAGUCUUUUUUAAGGGAAUAAAUAAGUGUUUAUGAUUCAGAAGUUACACUUUAUUUAAUGAAUGUGCAGAUAUUUUACGUAAAGUGGAAUCAUUGCUGUAAAUUUCUUUCUAUUUGUCUUUAGGUGACUAAUUUAACAUUAUGCAGUACUGUGUUAAAAUGUUCUUUUUAUGACCCUCAUUUUACACACUGUAACUGUGGAUUUGUGAGAAUUGUGUAAAUGGGAGAUAAGUUAACAGCUUUGAACAUAGUCAAAAUAAAGUUAAAACAAAAUCA
Clarias gariepinus (North African catfish) is the source of this 1781-nucleotide messenger RNA. RefSeq lists its product as uncharacterized. Bases 90 to 647 code for a protein of 185 amino acids. The record is from RefSeq and is a predicted model, not a curated record. The transcript is spliced from 5 exons. Lineage: Eukaryota; Metazoa; Chordata; Actinopteri; Siluriformes; Clariidae.